AUGAAAGUUCUUAACCCCUCCGAGAGCUUUCUCUGCGACCAUGAAGUCUUACAACAUCUCAUCGCGAUGAAAGCCCGUUACACCCACGUUCACGAGACCCAAGGUGCUGUGCAUGCUAUGAAGGCCGGAAAUCUUGAGACCGUUAUGAAAGAGGUGAAAGACUAUCUAUCUACCACACCAGCGGCGACACAGACUCAAAAGGACAUUGACAACUUCAUGAGCUCUGUGUCGAAGUUCGCACUCGAGAAGGCAGAGUUAUUGAUGAUAAUCAAUUCACGGCCUUCCAGUAUUGCUGAACUGGAUUGUUUGGUUGAGGAGAUGGACGCCAGGUUUGAUGAUCAAGGAGCACAAGAAUUAUUGCGCAUAGUCAAGACGACUUUGCCGGCAGGUCCAGUGGAAGGUGUGGAGGGUGAAAAUUCAAACUAG
Messenger RNA from Morchella importuna, 426 nucleotides. RefSeq lists its product as uncharacterized. The record is from RefSeq and is a predicted model, not a curated record. Gene Ontology annotation, biological process: transcription initiation at RNA polymerase III promoter. The transcript is spliced from 2 exons. Gene Ontology annotation, cellular component: RNA polymerase III complex. Gene Ontology annotation, molecular function: nucleotide binding. Lineage: Eukaryota; Fungi; Ascomycota; Pezizomycetes; Pezizales; Morchellaceae. Bases 1 to 426 code for a protein of 141 amino acids.